Peronospora matthiolae is the source of this 1113-nucleotide messenger RNA. The record is from the annotation of a GenBank genome assembly. Lineage: Eukaryota; Oomycota; Peronosporomycetes; Peronosporales; Peronosporaceae.
AUGGUCUGGGAGGACGAGGCGCCGUUACUACCAACGGCGCACCUCCGUGCACGCAAUGCAAGCAGCUUCAGUGUGUCCGAUUCUCACGACGCACUCUGCGACUCUCCCCGAUCUCCCCGUUCACGCCUGACAAGCGCGUUCCAUAAAGAAAAAAAACGGAUCGCCCGAUUUCGACGAUUCUCGUCCAUCCCUUUAUCCGCGCUAAUUGCGGGAGCGCUAAUUGGUGGCUUUAUUCUCGGGUACUACACCCAAUUAGUGCUCUUUUUCUGCCGCGUCCGAUUAGGGUUCCAAGCAGCGGUCUUGCCAAUUGUGGAGUAUACACGUACUGAAAUUGGAUAUCGAGGCGCCCAGUCGCUCUUGCAAGACCAGACGCAGCGUGUGUUGUUUGUAUGCGAGAGGACCAAUUGGGACUUUGUUGGCUUGAUUGUAAGUCCAGAGACGCUUGUGUUUGCCCAUCAAGAUGUGACGAUUCCACUGGCUCUAGAAACCAGUCUCCGAGUAGUACGUCAUGCUGGAGUGGACAGUUACUUGAAUCUCCAUAAUAAAACCGUGACGAUCAUGAGUCACAUCCAAAAGAUGGACGCUGGCAACCACUUCUUGAAACAGGACGAUGAAGCGGUGAUUUACUGGCCGCAGUAUUACGAGUGCUUGCAGAGGUGCACGGACUUGGACUCGUGCUAUGCUGGCGACAUGCACGUGAAUAUUGGUGACGUGUCGAACACGAACUCGUACGUGUUUGCCACGGGAGGCUCGUACUUUGUGGGGAGUGCAGUGAUGAAGUGCAUUUUGGACAACCCGAUUUAUGUCGAGCUUGAAGGACUUGAUUAUGGUGAAGACAAGACGGUCGGGAAGAUGAUCCACUAUAACGGCUGCAAAGUGCAGUACGUGAGCUGCAAGUGGUUCAACAAUGAGGAAGUGUACUUGCCCCAUGCACAAAUCAAGAUGACAAAAGGCGUGGCGACAGGGGUCCGUAAGAAUAUAGUCUUGGGAGGCCGAGAACAGUAUCCACAAGUUUCGCACGCGGAACUUGGAAAUACGGUAAUUCUUCUGGACGAGAACGACGGGAAGCCACGACAGGACGGCGUGUGGGAUGCACGCGAUAUGGCUGUCUAA